Chroicocephalus ridibundus (black-headed gull) is the source of this 2820-nucleotide messenger RNA. RefSeq lists its product as uncharacterized. The coding region runs from base 1843 to 2550 and encodes 235 amino acids. The transcript is spliced from 7 exons. The record is from RefSeq and is a predicted model, not a curated record. Lineage: Eukaryota; Metazoa; Chordata; Aves; Charadriiformes; Laridae.
CCUACACCUGCCGGCGGGCAGCCUCCGCGCCCGUGGCACCCGCGCCAGGGACGGAGGCAAAGCGGCAGCCCCAUCUGGAAGGAAUUUAGCGGAUAAAUAAGAGCGGCGAAACCAGAAAAUGAAAAAAAAAAAAUAAUUUUUUUUUUAAAAAUAAUAAAAAAAAAAAAAGAAGAUGGCGCAAGGGGAGCCGCAGCCCACCCCGCCAUUCAGCCUGAAUCAUCCCCGAGCGCUGACGCUGAGACGCGAGCACCGCGCGGCGAUAAAUCCACCCACCGCCUCGGGGUCGGCGCUUCCCGGUAAAACACAGUGAGACGGGGCAGGGCGAGGGCACUCCUUCCUUCACCCAGGAGCGCGUCGAACCAAAGGUUUUUCAGGAGAUACCCAUUUCUGCUCAAUUUGCUGUGCCGAAGUUGGAUGUGUGGGAUUUACUGUGCAGGUACGUGAUCCCUGGGCACGUUCUGCCUGUGCUGUCCGUCCAUCCAGGCUGUCUGGAUGUUGGCAGUUCCAUCAGGGUCAUGCAAUAUCUGUGUAUCCCUGAACGAAUCCCAUUUUCCACCUGGAAAAAAAAGCCCAGGAAGGCGUGUUGGAAGAGACACGGUGCAUGGCGGCGGUGGUGGUGGUUAAUUAUCCGGUAUCCCGGUGGGACGGAGGUGUCACCGUCACCGCUGUCGCUGGAGAAGCGGAGCCACAAGGAGGGCAGUGCCACGGCCCCGCUCACACGCAACACCAGGCAUCAGAUGGAAAAGAAAAAGCGUUUACACCACCAGACCCAUCAUCUCUGCAGAAGUUAGAGAGGAGGGCAGGCAGCAGCUUGGGCAAACCCAGCAUGCACCUAACAUAUUUUUUCCCCCCAGUUUUUUCCCGUUUCCCCAGACUUUCGAGGGUUUUGCUCCCUCGCAGGGUGAGGAAGCCAACAGAUGGCACUGUGCUGUUUCUGGAGGAGCCCGGCCUUGCUGGAGGCCAGGCACGGGAUGCCGGAGCGCUGGAGAAGCGGGGCGCUCCAGGGAAGUUUCUCCCCACACAAGGGCACAGGCAGAGUCUCCCGUGGCCCUUCGUCCACCCUGAGCUGCCCAAAGCACGACGCAAAAUGGGUGUUUGUACACAAAAUGGUUUGUACGCAACCUCGGGACGUUAUCCGUUACCAGGAAAAGGGAUGCGAAACCAUCCUGCAAACCGGGCGAGUGUUAGAAAAACUCAAAUUCCCAUGGAGAACAUUUCUCGCCCUGCAUCCUCCAUGGCGGGCGCGGGCGGAUCGGACCCCUCGGUGCUGUGCCGGUGCCCAGCUGAGGAAAUCCAUUGCGGGGAGCUGAUAUUAUUUUGGCCGGAGACGCAGAGCUCUGUGGGAGCAUGGCUGGAUCAGCUGGUGGCCCUCAUCUGGAGCUUGAAUUUAGCCCCGGGGGGGGGCGGUUCCUGCGGUUCAGGACCUGGUGGAAUCCGGUCCAGCGUAGUGAACGUGGAGCCAUUCCCCAGUGUUCCCAGCCCUACCUGAUCUCUGCUCCCUCCUGUAACGGCAUCGCGUCCCCCAUUCAACAGCAAAUACCUGGGAUGGGGAUGGGGAAAGCUGGGCUCCAAACCCGGUGUCAGGAUCUGCUCUUACCUGGUAGCUACAUCUGAACAGGCUUAGCUGGCAAGGUGGGGGAAACUCAGAAACGUGCUCCGAUUUAUUUUUCUUAAGCCACAAGACCUUUUUCCAGCGAGCGGGGCCGGCAGUGACUGCGCACCGCAGCUCCGCACCCUGCGGUGCCGUCUCUCCGCCGUGCCUUCCUGCAGUUUGCCGUUGCUCUCUUCCCUCCCUUCCUCCUUCUUCUAAAAAACCCUCUCAAGGUCCCAUCCAGUGGAGGGAUGCAGCGUUGGCCGCCGGGUCCUGAGCCAUCCCCGUCUCCGCGCUCCCUCCGAGGACGUGCUCGGCAUCGCCGCCGCGGCGGGCUUGACCCCGCUGCCGCCUUUCAAAUUGCCCAAGUCAAAUUAGGAUUUGCCCAGAAGCGUCUGGUCAGCGCGGUGCAGAGCCGGGACGCUGGGAGCCGGAGUGUGGUCAUGCUGCCUCAGCGGGAAGCUCUCCCCUUCUCCAGCUCCGGACACAGCUUCCCAAAACCACGGAGGUCCCAGACACGAGGGGAGGAGGGAGCAGGCACAGCAUCGCUGCAAGGUGGGUUUGGAGAGGACAGAGACCUCUGCCAUGCAAGCAGCAUCCAUGCCCCGGCCAACAGGGUUGUAUCUGAGCAAGAUUCAGCGUUGACAGGGGUUGUUCGGAAUGUAACAGGAUCCCAUGGCAGAUGUAAACCAGACUCCAGGCAUUUGCUGGCUGUUCCACGGCGGAGGUCGGCGUACGAGUCUGCCUGUGAAAACAUUGGUGCGAGGCUGCCAGCUUUACCCAUUCGGGCUCUUUUCUCGGUGACGAACGAGGCGGCGUUGGUUUGUGAAGCGCGCGCGUGUGCGGCCGCUGAGCCGUUUUGGGGCAGAGCUGCUCUCCCGGAUAACGCCUCUGCCCCACGCGGGGCGAGGAGCGACCCCAGCCCUCCUGCCCUCUGCCAUCGCACCCGGACUCUUUAGACUGUCCUUCUGCAUCACAGCGGCACCUCGCAGGUGGUGCAGGGAGACAGAUUUUGGCUGGGUCCUGCAAACCGGCAGUGCUAUGGGUCUCACUUUGCUAGUGGGGAAUGGGGGUUUCCAGUAAAGUCUUUUUUACAGGUCCCAUUUCCUCGGAGGCUCUGGAUUUUGCCACCUGCUCUGAGGCUUCACAGGAUGCCUUUGGUGGAGUAUGAAAUCAGAUCCAGCUCCAAGCUGUUCCCUAAUUCCUUCCCUUUAUCAGACGGACUUUUC